AUGUCCAUGACCUCUGCAAUGGAAUGGGAAGCUCCAAUCCCCGCCUGGAUCGAGUCCAUCGAUAUCGAUAUUGACGAGUUACCCGUGUCCGACUUGAUGGUCUUGAUCCCUGGUGACAUGGAUAACACUCCUGAACCCUCUACCCCCAAAGGCCACAGCUUUUUGACCUGCUCCACCGAGCUGCACUCUCCAAUGGGCGCGUUCAUCGAUGACGUCGCAAUGCUUGAAACUGAAUCGGCUAUCGAAAUGAAAUCUUCGACUGCACCGAAUCUCAGCCCCAUCAUCAAGAGCAAAGUCACUGCUAAACCAGGACGUCGAUCUGGUCGUAAGGCCAGCGUAGACCCUUCCGGUCGCGACCAGCGACGUAAGGACAAGCAACGGGGCUACGAGACAAACUACCGCAAACGCCAAAAAGAAAAGCGUGAAAGGGAUCAAAUCGAAUGGGUUCAACUUGAAACGCAACUUCGAGAGAUGCUGGUCAAGCGUACGACGUAUAUCGUCGUAGGGUCAGGGUCGGAUGACCCAGAGAUGAGAAUUUCCACAAUCUCGAUGCGUCAGCGAUACCUAGAGCUACUACAAGAAGAGCGAGCACUAAGAGAAUCCGAAGCUCUUGACAAUUGUGUCUGGGCUGAAACCCAAGCAAUGACGUUUUGGGGUGGCGCUAAUAGUAAGACGCGAGAUAUUCGCGAGCAGAUGAACACUCUUCCGAGUCUACGAGGAUGUCACACAUUUACGUUUUCAUGGUGA
Molecule: messenger RNA, 747 nt
Organism: Peronospora farinosa
Lineage: Eukaryota; Oomycota; Peronosporomycetes; Peronosporales; Peronosporaceae
Source: the annotation of a GenBank genome assembly